GCGCGAGGGCAUGCAUCACGAGGCGAGCCACGUACCGCGCGUACCCGCCGACUCGAUCGCGUCCAUCCGCAAUGUGAUCCUCGAGUCGUCUUCGGUGCGCGAGGCCGUCGCGGCCAAGGCGGCAGCCAACCCGAAGCUUUCUCGGCACGAGAUCGAGGCCGAGGCGCUCUCGAUUCUGAACCGCAUGGCGUCCAACAUUGACUACUCGGCCGCGCGCAAGGCGGGCUGGCUCCUCCGCAAGGUGUGGCGUCACAUGUACGACAAGAUCGUGGUAGACGAAGCCGGCCUUGAGGCGAUCCGCAACCUCGUCAAGGUCCGCGAAGGUCCGCUCGUACUCAUCCCGACGCACCGCUCGUACAUGGACUUUCUCAUGAUGACGUACCUCUUCUUUGCGUACAACAUCCCGAUCCCGUUUGUGCUCGCGGGCGAAGACUUUCUCAAUAUGGGUGCGAUCUCGGACCUGCUGCGCAAGGGUGGCGCGUUCUUUAUCCGCCGGUCCUUCAAGAACGACCCAUUGUACUCGGCCAUCUUUACCGAGUACACGCAGUACUUGCUCGGGAAGGGCCACACGGUCGAGUUCUUCCUCGAGGGCACGCGCAGCCGCAGCGGCAAGCAACUGCGCCCUCAGUUUGGCAUGCUCUCGACGAUCGUCAAGAGCUUUGAAUCGGGCCGCGUCAAGAACAUUCAUAUCGUGCCUGUCACCAUCGACUAUGACAAGCCCGUGGAGCUUGGCGUGCACCAGAAGGAGAUGCUCGGUGAAGGCAAGAUCAAGGAGUCGCUCGGCGCGCUCCUCAAGUCGGCGCAUGUCUUGCGCAAGGACUUUGGGUCGAUCUCGGUGCAGUUUGCGCCCGCGAUCCACGUCAAGGAGUUUGUGGCCGCCCACGCCAAAGCCGACGUCCGUGACUCGGUGACGAACGAACCGAUCUCGCUCGUGACGGACCUCGCGUACGCAGUGACCGAGUCGCUCGUGCAAAAAGCCACGUGCACGCCGACGCACCUCGUCGCAACGAUCCUCCUCCUCUUCCGCAACGGCAUCUCCAAGGAGCAGCUCGUGGCCCAAACCGAUUGGCUCCGGUCGCAGGUCGUGCAGCGUGGCGGCAGAGUGCUGAGCUGCCAAGGUCGCAGCCGCGUCGCCAUUGUCGAGCGGGCGCUGGCGCUGCUGGAAGAGUUUGUCGUUUGGCGCCGGAAGGACCUCGUCGAGCCUGCCAUCACCAACCGCGACCAGUACCAAAACAUGAUUGGGCUCGGCUACUACCGCAACAAGGUACUUCACUGGUUCAACGAAGAAGGCGUUUUGGCCUGCGCCUACCAAGCGCUCGCCGCCAACGGCAGCAGCGAGGUAUGUUUACCUGCGCGCCCAACACAACCGCUGCACAAUGCGCAGGGCGUGCCCACCAAAGAACUGCUCGACAGCGCCGUCUUCUUGCAUGAAAUGCUCUCGAUCGAGUUUGUCUCCAAGUACUACGCGGACGGCCGAGCUACCCUCGAAAAGACACUCGCUGGCAUGGAAGAGCGCGGUAUCUUUGCGUCGACGUACGUUAGACAUAUAAUGUUGUUUUCGGCUCAAUCGCGCUGUAGGGUCCACACGAUGACGCCGACGCCGACGAGCCAGUCGAUUCAAACGCUCUUGUGUGCGGCGAUUUGGCCCUUCAUCGACAGCUACUGGGUCGCGGUCGCGAGUUUGCUCGUGCUCAAGUCGGGCGACGGUAUGUCGCCGAGCGACCUCGUACGCCGCAUGCAGUGGCUCGCCGAGACGAUGUACCACGAACGCAUCAUUGCGCACUAUGAGGCGUGCUCGCUCGAGACGCUCCAGAACGCACUCGCGAUCCUCGAGCGCUGGAGCGUCGUGCACAUGGUCCAAGAGCCCGCCAAGACUCGCGGGGCCACGCCGCGGACCCUCGUUCUCCUCACGGCGCGCUACCACGACGGCAAGGAACUCGACGUGCUGGCGCGGCGCCUCGCGACCUUCCGCAAGGUGCCGCUGGGCGGUCCCAAGUCGAUGGACAUUGCAGACCUCCUCGCCGAGAUCCCGGGCCUCGCCAAGCUCUGA
Saprolegnia diclina VS20 is the source of this 2050-nucleotide messenger RNA. RefSeq lists its product as hypothetical. Bases 11 to 2050 code for a protein of 679 amino acids. Gene Ontology annotation, cellular component: mitochondrial membrane. NCBI's taxonomy places the organism in Eukaryota, Oomycota, Saprolegniomycetes, Saprolegniales, Saprolegniaceae. The transcript has 12 exons. The record is from RefSeq and is a predicted model, not a curated record.